Messenger RNA from Plodia interpunctella (Indianmeal moth), 725 nucleotides. RefSeq lists its product as uncharacterized. The record is from RefSeq and is a predicted model, not a curated record. NCBI's taxonomy places the organism in Eukaryota, Metazoa, Arthropoda, Insecta, Lepidoptera, Pyralidae. Gene Ontology annotation, biological process: negative regulation of cell cycle; negative regulation of cell population proliferation; regulation of transcription by RNA polymerase II. Bases 115 to 315 code for a protein of 66 amino acids. Gene Ontology annotation, cellular component: nucleus. The transcript has a single exon.
GCGAAACUGCAGUCGACACCGCAAACCAUUCGUAUAACCAACUCCGAGCAGUCACGUCGUUCCGGGACAGUUCCAGUGAAAUUUAAAUCAAUAUUUAAAAUACAAGAAGCAAAUAUGUCCGAGGCUUUCUUCGACGAGUACGACUACUACAACUUUGACCACGACAAGCACAUUUUCUCCGGCCACAGCGGCAAGCAGCGCACGAAGAAGGAGGUGAACGAGCACACGAACCACUUCGACCCGUCCGGCCAUUCCAGAAAGAUCGUUACAAAGUUAGUCAACACACAGAAUAAUAAGAAAGGUGGCAAACAUUAGAUGUGAAUCUAAAGUAAUUUGACUAUGGCUAGUGUAAGGACAAAUGAUAUGCCGAGCGAACGGAGGUCGUUGUGGCGGAUACCUGAAGAGGAUUCGGGUCGCCGCCUCUCUCAGAGAUCAAUGGAACAUCCGAUGCGGUUUUUGCUGACUCCGGCUCAUUACUUCGCCAGUUGCAACCACAGAACGCGCAGGAGGCCGCGUCAGCUGACCUAAGUUUACAGUGAAAUCUAUUUUGGAUUCAACAUCGUUCCAUGUGACUGAUCUCAUCUCUAAUGGGCUUGUUGUAAAGCCCAAACUUGCUGUGUUAUUAAGUCUUAGUUAGAUUAUUAUGCGUUUAAUUUGUAUCUCCAAGGUACGAGGACUGUUAUAAUAAUUUAAGAUACUUAAAUAAAGAAUUUAAUUUAUAUUUA